Molecule: messenger RNA, 1383 nt
Organism: Fonsecaea multimorphosa CBS 102226
Lineage: Eukaryota; Fungi; Ascomycota; Eurotiomycetes; Chaetothyriales; Herpotrichiellaceae
Exons: 2
Coding region: 1-1383 (460 amino acids)
Source: RefSeq, a predicted model, not a curated record
AUGUCUUCCAACCGUUUCCAUGCCACUAACCAUGUCUUUCAGACUGAGGCGCUGGAAGAAGUGCUUACACAGACGGUGAGGCUGGCCGAACAAGCCACGGCCUCAUCCACCAAAAUCAGCGACUUUCUGUCAAAUCUCUACUCCAAGGGGGUCAACAUCAACACUUUUCUCUGCCGAUCCAGCCUCUUCGCCCGCGCCCGACCUCACCAGUGGCCCGCUGCGCCCACAGAAGCGUUGCGUCAGCUCUCUGCUAAACUCCACGUUCUGGCAGGCCUGAACCUAGACUCGCCCUGGCCAGCUUCCGAUGGACUUUCCUGUCCGCACGUCGCGGUAGCCGGGCUUCGAGGCCCAUUCGACGAUAGCUACGAUGACGACGAGUAUGAAGAUCCGGACAUCGACGAGACCAACCAAAGCGAAGAAGAGCGCCAUCUUCUCCGAAGCAGUCCGCGUCCCAUCCGAGACGUGCAUCCCUGGGCACGAUCCCGAGUCUACGACCUGCGCCGGUACAACGAGUCGAACAUGUGGGGCCCCUUCACCGAGGAUGGCACUCAACGCGUCGAUUGGGAGAAGGUACAGGCCAUCAUGGUCGUCCUUGGCUUCAACCACAGAAUGUACACCGAACGACGCGGGCUGAGCGGCACCGACUUCCUGGGACUCCCCGGGUCCCCGCCGCGGUCCACUGGCGAGGGAAGCAGGUCAGUCUCGUCGACCAGAUCCAACCUCCUCAAACCCUGGGAGAGCCUCUUCGCCGGCAUCGCGCCCAACAGUUAUGUGUCGUCGCCACUCACGGGGAAAAUCAAGCCCGCUCCCAAUCCGAGCCUUGACGCCUUGGACCCCUAUGGUGUGACGGGCACUUGGAUGCGCAUCGUCUGUUUCCUCGACUACAACGACCUCUACCGCUUCAAUUUCGAAAGAAACGCCGACAUUCCAGCGGACCAGGAACGGGAUCCCAUCACGACGAGAGAGGCGUUUCGCUUGAUCAAACUGCAGCUGCACGUCACGAGGAUCGAGGAGCAAGAGGAAAAGGGAGAAGACGGGCGCGAUUUGAUGCCGGCGGUCUACUUCGCGGGCACCAGUCGAAGUACCUUUAUGGCCUGGGAUCCCAAUGCAAAUUCCAGUAUCAGAGGAUCCGUCCGCGAGACCCGCACGGGCGCGAUCCGCUGGACCUCCUUCUCCAUCUUCCACGGCGAGGAACGCUGGCGCUCCGAGGGCGUGCAGGUCGGCGGCCUCCGCUCCGCCCGCGGCAUCCUGGGCAACUGGUUCGACAAGGACUACGACGUGCACGGCCCCGCGGGUCCCACGGCGUUCUGGAAGGUGUCGGACGACAUCAUCGAGGAGAAGAGGACGCUGCCGCAGAUGCUGCAGAUUUUCAUGGCCGAGUAG